This is a messenger RNA of Setaria italica (foxtail millet), 1393 nucleotides long. RefSeq names its product protein EXORDIUM. The coding region runs from base 115 to 1104 and encodes 329 amino acids. The record is from RefSeq and is a predicted model, not a curated record. The transcript has a single exon. NCBI's taxonomy places the organism in Eukaryota, Viridiplantae, Streptophyta, Magnoliopsida, Poales, Poaceae.
CGUCACCAUUCGGAAAUCACACACAAAUAGCCCGCAGAAACAACUCUACCUUGCACUGCCCCUGAAUCACGAUCGCCUUCCAGUACAAGCUAGUCGCCAAUUUCGCGCUGAGAAAUGGCAUCACCUCGCAGCAGCAGCAGCAGCAUACGCGUUCGGCACGGCACGAGCCACGUCGCACUUGCGCUGCUCUCCGUGCUGCUCCUGAGCUCGGCACGCCUCUCCGUGGGCGCCAGCAGGAUGCUGCUGGAGCUGUACAAGCCGCCGGCCAGCGCGCGCCUCACGUACCACGACGGCGCCGUGCUCCAGGGCCGCAUCGCGGUGUCCAUCAUCUGGUACGGCCGCUUCACGCCGGCGCAGAAGGCCGUGGUCACCGGCUUCCUCCAGUCCCUCACCCCCACCUCGCAGGCGCCGACCCCGUCCGUGUCCCAGUGGUGGAACGCCAUCAACCAGCUCUACCUGUCCAAGGCGCGGGGCGGCAACGGCGCGCGCCCCGGCACCGCGCAGGUGGCGCUCGCCGGCCAGGUCGCCGACAAAGGGUGCUCGCUGGGGAAGCGCCUCACGCUGGCCCAGCUCCCGCAGCUGGCGGCGCGGGCCGGGCCCAAGAAGGGCGGGAUCGCGCUGGUGCUCACCGCGCAGGACGUGGCCGUGGACGGCUUCUGCAUGAGCCGCUGCGGCCUGCACGGCUCGGACGCCCGGGCCGGCACCGCCUAUAUUUGGGUCGGCAACGCCGCCACGCAGUGCCCCGGCCAGUGCGCGUGGCCGUUCCACCAGCCGGUGUACGGGCCCCAGACGCCGGCGCUCGUGCCGCCCAGCGGCGACGUCGGCAUGGACGGCAUGGUGAUCAACAUCGCCAGCAUGGUCGCGGGGACGGUGACCAACCCGUUCCGGAACGGGUUCUACCAGGGCGACAAGGACGCGCCGCUGGAGGCCGCCACCGCCUGCACCGGGGUCUACGGCAGCGGCGCAUACCCCGGUUUCGCCGGCAACCUGGCGGUGGACCGCACGACGGGGGCCAGCUACAACGCCAAUGGCGCGCACGGGAGGAAGUACCUGCUUCCCGCGCUGUUCGACCCUGCGACGUCCACGUGUUCAACUUUGGUGUAACGGCUAAGGAAACAAAUCCUGCCAGAAUUGUGUACUGUAUAUAUGCGAGUGACAGGGGGUGUAUGGCAAUUUGAAGUAUCAAUUGCUUAUCGGGGAAACUGCGCCAGACCAGGAAACAAAAACUAAAGCUAGGAUUGUAAAGCAUGCGAAGUAAAUAAAUGCAAAAAAAAAAGUAAAUAAAGAGAAGACCUUCCGUUGAGAAUGGUAACUUCAAAUCACCUUUCACUUCAGUUGCAGUAAUCCUGUAUCUAUAGGAACAGACCAUCUCAAUGGACAAUGUGUUUUCUCA